Molecule: messenger RNA, 282 nt
Organism: Phytophthora nicotianae INRA-310
Lineage: Eukaryota; Oomycota; Peronosporomycetes; Peronosporales; Peronosporaceae
Exons: 1
Coding region: 1-282 (93 amino acids)
Source: RefSeq, a predicted model, not a curated record
AUGCGCUUCACUUUCGUGCUUCUAGCCGUUGUAGCCUCUCUGCUUUCAAGUACCGGGUGUGCUAAGAGCCUGCGUCAAGAUUCCCCCGACAAGAUCGAGGAAUCGGCGAAAAAUGAAGAAAGAUGGUUCAAGUUGGGAGGCAAGGUUACCGCCGAAGCGGCACCGAUCAAGUCAUCGAAGUGGAAUGAUGCUUUCGCCAAGGUGCUUAAAUUCAUUCUUCCGCAUCCAGAAGGCAGAUUGGUGUACAAGGGAAACGGCCAGUGGAGAUUCAAACCUAAUUAA